AUGUCUUUCUCAUUCGAAACCCGCUCACCUGUCGAGACCGCCCGUCUUGCUGCGAAGCACUGCGACUUUAAAACAUCUUUGCCUUCCGUUCCGUCUCCGGCACCGUUUGUCCCCGAGAUGUUGGCUACCAUUCGCCACACUCCCAAGCGCAUUCGGCGUCUGUCACAUGCUGGUGUCGACCACUUCCGUCGUCGCAAGCCAUCUGGUGAAGAGCCAGAGGACUUUGCGGCGCCGCCUGAGUUCACUAUUCCUGACUACAAGGAGUCGACAACUCGGACUCCCGUCGAGGAGGUUUCGCCACUCGAUGAGGGCUCCAUGCCAAAGUCCAAACGCUCUCGCAAGUCAUCAGUUGCUUCGAGUGUCUCUUCCGAAGCGAGCUCAACGCUGCCUCGCAGGCGGCGAUCAUCCGUGACCAGCGUCGCCGAGUCGUUCUCCUCAAACAAGGAGAAGGUGACGUUUGUGAUGAAGGCUAAGGCCUUCCCUUUAACGAUCUCGGGUUUCUUCUCGAGUUUCGUCUGUCUCAUCGCGGCCUUCAUCGGCCUGUCCCUUGUCGGACCCGCACCAAACUACCAAGCACCUCCCCCACGCCCAAAGCCUGCGCGGGUUGCUGCUGCCAACCAGAGUGGAGACGACCGCCGCCCUUCGCUGUUCAAGCGACUAUUGCAAAAAUGCAGGGGGUCGUUCAAACACAUCACAUCCUCCAAGGCGGUUGAAGCCCCCGUUCAACCCGCUUCCUCGCCAGCCAAGCGACAAGCCCCUGCGGUGUUCACUGCGUGGAGGCGCCACAUCAAGCUGCCUGCUUGCCAGUGGAGACGCCAUAUGACCCUUGUGUCAAAAUUCCUCUCCACGCGCAAGCUGCGAAAACAGCAACAGCAGCCUGCCAGUGAGCAGCAGCCUGAGGCAGCGCACCCCGCACCAGCCAUCGUGUGUUCAGGGUGUGGCCGACAAUCUUAA
Mycena indigotica is the source of this 954-nucleotide messenger RNA. RefSeq lists its product as uncharacterized. The transcript is spliced from 2 exons. Lineage: Eukaryota; Fungi; Basidiomycota; Agaricomycetes; Agaricales; Mycenaceae. The coding region runs from base 1 to 954 and encodes 317 amino acids. The record is from RefSeq and is a predicted model, not a curated record.